Epinephelus moara (kelp grouper) is the source of this 2021-nucleotide messenger RNA. RefSeq names its product synaptotagmin VIII (gene syt8). Bases 238 to 1554 code for a protein of 438 amino acids. NCBI's taxonomy places the organism in Eukaryota, Metazoa, Chordata, Actinopteri, Perciformes, Serranidae. Gene Ontology annotation, molecular function: phosphatidylserine binding; calcium ion binding; clathrin binding. Gene Ontology annotation, biological process: regulation of dopamine secretion; synaptic vesicle endocytosis; regulation of calcium ion-dependent exocytosis. Gene Ontology annotation, cellular component: axon; synaptic vesicle membrane; dense core granule. The record is from RefSeq and is a predicted model, not a curated record. The transcript has 10 exons.
CAGACCUGCUCCUUGUUUCACAGGUGUGGUGGCUGCUGCAGGUUGAAGUCGACACACUGUCAGAGCUGAAGAUGGCCGACUGAAGUUCAGCAGGACAGAAAAUAAAAAUACAGAUUAAACAGCCGACUGAACAAAAGGAGAAGAAAUGAGAUUAAAAUAAGAGGAAAUCAAACAUCUGGACACAAAGUCUCAUCGUUACACUCAGCUCCUCUCUUCAUCCUCCUCCUCCUCUUCAUCAUGCCGACCAUCCACCAGCCUACACCAAUCUCUCCUCCGGUAUCUCAUGUGACGCCUUUAGAGACUCCGCCCUUCACCUCCCUCCUGCCGGUGACCUCUCACCCCAUCACCAACAUCACCACCUUCCCCACCUCCACCCACACUAACUCCACCGCUAAUCCAGCUGCCGUCGCCGUCGCAGGCUUCGUUAACAAUAUUCUGAAUAAGAUCCCCUUGCCUCGCUGGGCGGUGUACGCCAUCUUUGCGGUCGGCGCUGUGCUGAUUCUGCUCUGCUGUCUGUGUACCUGCAUCUACUGCUGCCGCAAAAGGAAUAAGAAUAAGAAGCGGCAGAAGAAGAGUAAGGAGAACAUCAGUCUGAACGGCGUGAACGGAAAAACCACCACAGCUCUGGUUCAGCCUGAUGUGACCGAUGUGGACUACGGCUCGACCAAACAGCAGAGAGGGAAGAUGCUCUACUCUCUGGACUACAACGCUGCUCAGUCUGAGCUCACAGUCGGGAUCAAACAAGCCAACAGCCUGAUGGCCAUGGACCUGGGAGGAAACUCGGACCCAUACGUCAAAGUCUACAUCCUCCCCAACAAAUCCAAAACCUUCGAGACCAAAGUGUUCAGAAGCACGCUGAACCCCGUCUUCAACGAACAAUUCGCCUUCCAGAUAUCCAAGUCUUCCCUCCUGAAGUCGACGGUGGUGAUGCAGGUUUUUGACUUCAACAGAUUCUCCAAACACAACAUCAUCGGUGAGCUCAGGGUGCAGCUCUGCAACGUCGACUGGAACCACGUCAUCGAGGAGUGGCAGGACCUCGCCGAGCCCGCCAAGUUUGAGGAAGAAAACCUGGGAGAGAUCUGCCUCUCUCUGCGUUACGUUCCCACCGCCGCCAAACUGACCGUGGUGAUCCUGGAGGCCAAAAACCUGAAGAGCAUGGACACCAUCGGAACUUCAGAUCCCUACGUGAAGGUGCAGCUGGCUCUGGACAAGAGGAAGUGGAGGAAAAGGAAGACGUCUACUAAAAAGAAGACGCUGAACCCGUAUUACAACGAGUCCUUCACCUUCGACGUGACAUUUGAACAAAUCCAGAGGGUCAACCUGGUGAUCUCCGUGUGGGACCACGACGCCAUAUCCCGAAACGACGCCAUGGGGAAAAUCUUCCUGGGCUGCGACGCCUCGGGGAACCAGCUGAGGCACUGGGCCGACAUGUUGUCCAACCCGCGGCGGCCGGUCGCUCAGUGGCACAGCCUGCUGUCGGCCGAGCAGGUGAACUCCACCCUGUCCCUGAAGAAGAAAAUCCCCCUGCAGCACAAACUGCCCAAACUGCACUAGUUGUUUACACCAACAUGAUGUCGUCCAACAUCAAAAUGUUUCAAAUGCAUCGAGCAGAUUCACUGUGUAUAAAUAAUUUCUCAGCUGCUCUUCUUAAAUCUGAUUACUUUAUAUUUUUUCAUUUAAGAUUAACAAUUAUAUUUUGCUAUUAAAUUUAAGUUAUAAAUCAUAUUGACAUUUCAAACCCAAGCACUUUGGUCUUAAUUGUAUCGUAUAAAAAUAACAAGUUUUCUGUGUUAUGUAUUAAACAUGUAAUCACAUCUAUGUGAUGACGAUUGACUCCACUUAUUUCAAAUGUUUACACAGUCAGGUCAUUGAAAACCUUCUGGAAGGAUAUUUAUUUGAAGUAACGAUUAUUUGUGUUGAAUUUUCUUGAAUAUUUACUAAAAACACACAUUAUGUAACUUUUUUAUACUAAAGAUUUUCUAGCUUUCAGCCUUGAAAAAAACAAUUUAUUAUUAAAUCAA